Messenger RNA from Elgaria multicarinata webbii, 3034 nucleotides. RefSeq names its product coiled-coil domain containing 14 (gene CCDC14). The transcript is spliced from 13 exons. The record is from RefSeq and is a predicted model, not a curated record. Bases 41 to 2890 code for a protein of 949 amino acids. Gene Ontology annotation, cellular component: centriolar satellite. Gene Ontology annotation, biological process: protein localization to centrosome. Lineage: Eukaryota; Metazoa; Chordata; Lepidosauria; Squamata; Anguidae.
GGGCGGUUGUGUCCUUGUCUCUGCUCUUCUUUGGGUGACGAUGGCGAGGCAGGGUUACCUGCGACACCAUAAGGUACUGUCUUCAGGAAGGUUGACUGGAUCAGCUAAACCAACAAGCGGGAAGAAACAAAUUGCUCUGAGAAAAGUUGCCCGUUCAGAUGGAUACUCUCUCUAUUCCACAGACUCUGAAGAUCAGGUUACAACUAUUCAUCAUGGCCUUGAUCGCUGUGCAGCUUUACUAAAGGACAUUUUGCAAAAUGAAUCUGAAGGAAUGGACACUAUCUGUCGAAAGGUGGAGAAAGCAGCUGUUGUCAGAACCACCUCCAGACCAUUAGUUAAUAAAGUGAAUGGUUCAAAAAAGAGGGCCCCAAAGAAAAAACUUAUUUCUGCAAAUGUGCACAGUGAAAUAGUGCCUGUGUCAAAUAGGAAGCCAGCUUCAGUUAAUGCAACUGCUGUUGGAAAGGACCCAGCCCGUAUAAACACCAACCAAACUUCUGUUCAACCAAUUCAUAUACCGUGCAGUCAGCAUUCUCCUGUAAUGCAUCAGAAACUGUGUGAGCAUGUACAAACCCAAAUGUCUAUGUUAAAUAUCCAUCCUCCACAAAAAUCCAAUGGUGUUCCUGAAGUAUUACUUUCCACCAUUCCUGAAAAUGCUGCAUAUCAGCCUCUUACAUUAUUCAACUACCGUUUACCUACCUCUACACCAGCUCUGUCGCCACAGCAUGCAGCUAAUUCUGUAGUUGUUCAGCCUGGUGUUCCCAUGGACAACUUCAACCAGUGUGCAUCACAAAUGGGACCUGUUCUUUUGCCAGCAGGUUCCAGUGCUUCCAAUUCUACUGCACAAGUGCAGCCUGUUGCUUCAUGUUCUGCUCUUCCCCAUAUUACGCAGUCUACUACAAAUGAUCCUACACCACCUACAAUUCUUGCUCCACCUGCUAGCAGAGAGGCUGUGUCAGACCAAGGAAACCAUGAGCCACAGUUUAAAGAGGCAGACCUAAUAAGGUGUAUUCAGGCACACCUGGCCCUACUGCAGGCAUACGAAAAGGAGAGCGAGAAGGCCAAUGAAAAAUACCGGGACGUUGACCCAAUACAGCCUAAGCCCUUGAAUUCUGGAGAAGAUGAAACUACUGAAGAAUGUAGUGAGGGUCCUCUUAGUGAAGCGGAUGACUUGGAUGGAGUUGACAUGGCACCAGUGAGAGAUACGAGUUGCCAGACUAGCUUUGACAAGGAAAUUUUAAAGCCUAAAAAUGCAAGCCGACAAAGAACAGCUCAAAAACUGAUGACACUGAAGUACCUUUUGGGAGAACUCAAGGCCCUCCUAAUUGACCAUGAAGAUUCAGAAAUUUUGAGACUGUUAGGUGAAGCGGAAGACGCUGUAUCUCUCUUGCCUGCAGCAGCUGAAAAUACAAAUGUGCAAGCUGAAAUAGCACUUGCUCUUCAACCUCUCAGAAGUGAAAAUGCCCAGUUGCGCAGGCGAUUAAGAAUAUUGAAUCAGCAGCUCAAGGAUCAAGAGAGGGCUGAAAAGGAUGGCCAUCUGGAUAGAAACUUUGAAUUUUCCUCCCUCCAGUCUUUGAAUAUGACACUGCAGAGCCAAUUGAACAAAUCUAUGGAAAGCAUUGAGUUGCUGCAGAAUAAAAAUGAAGAGUUCAUAAAAAUCUUAGAAAGCCAAAAAGAAGAAAAUAAAAGGCUCACCAGAAUGAUCCAUGAAAGAGACCAGGAGUUGCUUGAAAAGAGACGGCAGUAUGAUAUUGACUCAACCAAGCUCAAAAUUGAAGCAGAUGAGAUGUUGGCCAACAAGAAGAAUUUCCAGUAUAAGUUAGAAGCUGCUGAGAAAGAGAACCAGAUUUUGGGUAUAACGUUGCGUCAGCGUGAUGCAGAAGUGAAUAGACUUCGUGAAUUGACUCGGGCUCUACAGGGCAGUAUGUCCAAACUACUCUCCGACCUCACUAUGGACACCGCUAAACGAAAACAGGAAAGGGGUUUGUCAAAAGCUCUCCUGGAAAUUCAUGAGAAACAGCUGCAGUCUGACGCAUACCCUCUAAGUGAUUCCAUAAUGAGCUACCUCAAAAAAUUAGAAACUGAUCCUGUUCUGAUUAACACAGAGCCUCUCUUAUCAAAGUGUGAGAUAAAGCAGCCAAAUCAAGUACAUGAGAUAAAGGCAGCUGAACAGUCUCCUCAGAAGAGUCCAGUUGUUGCAGAGGAAAUAGUGGCUCCAAGGAACGUUUUUACUUUUCUAAAGUCCAAUGUCGAAGCAGCCAGCAACUCGAGUACUUUAGUAGUAGAAGGCCAUGAGCCAGAUGAGACUAUUUACAUUCCACUGAGUAGCAGUCCAUCUCAGAAAUCAGCAACAGCCGCUGAAAGGAAUACAGACACACACCGUGAAGUUCCCCAAAGGCUGGACUGUGACUUCGAGUUGGCUGAUUCGAAGCAACCAAAUAGGUUUGGGGUGCUGGGCAACACAGAGGCCUUUGAUAAAUUCCAUGGUAGCUGUAGUCCAAAAACGACUGUUGAAAAUAAAUCUGAAAUGAUGGGGAGGAUAGCAAAGCUGGAAGGCGAGAGACACCGAAUGCAGCCAAAAGAAAUAACAAAUGGAGCUGCUAAAGUGAUUUCGGACAAUCCAGACAGACUUCAGCCUGAUAAAUUCCUCUACACUCCUAUUUCACAUCACAAAGAAAGCAUGCAGAAAAAAGGUACUGGAAUUUCUGCUCCCGAGUCCAGUUUUUCAACUUUUGACUGGAUGUCAGGAAAAUCUGAAUGGACUACAUCUUCCUUUUCAACGUUCACUUCCAGAGAUGAAGAAGACUUCAAAAAUGGUCUAGCAGCCUUGGAUGCUAACAUAGCUAGACUGCAAAAAACUUUGCAGAGCAGUUUGAAAAAAACGAGUCCUUAAAUAUAUUUCUUCAGAAUAAGUGUGGAAGACAUGUGUUUCUUGAACUCCUGAUUAUUUUUAACAUCUUUGUACUGUAUUUGUAUGUGACUGUCUUUUGAAUAAUAGUUGAGAUAAAAUUGAACUUUUUAAAUACUAAAUUAAAGG